Molecule: messenger RNA, 956 nt
Organism: Prorocentrum cordatum
Lineage: Eukaryota; Dinophyceae; Prorocentrales; Prorocentraceae
Source: the annotation of a GenBank genome assembly
GCACCACUACCACGAGAGUGCCGACGUGGCCAGAGAUCAUGAAGCGCAAGACGGAGUUCGAGCGGGACUGCGCGAAGGACAGUCUCACGAGCCAGCUCCCCGCCGACCUCAGGGGCAUCGUGCGGGGCCUCCUCCAGGAUCCCGCCAAGAUCCAGCCGUGCUCCAGCCUGGUGGCGCGCAGCGUCCUCGCCGUGGCCAUCAAGCCCAAGAAGCGCGGCAUCAGCGGGGUGAAGGGCGCCGAAGCGGAGACUUGGGACAUCGACAAGAAUUCGCAGAUCCCGAAAUAUUGGUUGUGGGAGGCGAUCAAACAAGCUGGGCCCGAGGACCUCGUCACCCCCGCGUUCGUCGAGCGGUUCGAUCGCCACGAGCGGUUGUUUGUCCGUCAUUUCAACGAGGCGCUCACUUCUUUGCGCCAUGCCUACAAGGCCGCCGAGCAGAUGAAGACGAAGCGGUUGGCGGGUCGGGUGUCGGGGAGGUUGUAUUACCUCUUGGGUUCUCGCUGGCCAGCCUUUUCGCAGAUGCUGAGCACGGGCUUCAUCGAGUGGAAGCAGAAGGGCUGCUUCGUCAUGUGCGAGCCCAACGAGAACGGCAUCGUCGCGCACAUCAGGCACAUCAGUGGCGCGAUUGAGAACUGGUCGGACAAGUUCUCUCGCUGCACGGACGGCGAGAGCGGCUUCCUCUGCUACACCAGGUUCCACCAUUGUUGCGACGAGUGGUGGUUCAAGAUCGCUCAGGACCCGGGUGCUACGAUCAGGGAGAUCGCGAUCCAGGAUGAGACGAAGCUGGAUGCCGACUGCGCCAAGGUGAGCAGCUCGGACGUCACCAUCAGCGCGGCAGUGGUCGCCGCUCCGGAGAACAUGAAGCGCAGGAAGGUCGUCGGCAAGGCCCCCGCUCCGAGCAAGGCCGGCAUGGCGCGCGACCCCGACGGCGACGCGCGCCCCGAGGUUUGCCGCUGA